Molecule: messenger RNA, 2106 nt
Organism: Eremothecium cymbalariae DBVPG#7215
Lineage: Eukaryota; Fungi; Ascomycota; Saccharomycetes; Saccharomycetales; Saccharomycetaceae
Gene: MSC2
Product: metal cation transporter MSC2
Exons: 1
Coding region: 1-2106 (701 amino acids)
Biological process (GO): zinc ion transport; intracellular zinc ion homeostasis; transmembrane transport
Cellular component (GO): membrane; Golgi apparatus
Molecular function (GO): zinc ion transmembrane transporter activity
Source: RefSeq, a predicted model, not a curated record
AUGUUGGUUGAUCAUAUAUUGGCACAAAUUCCGUUUUUACUUUCCUAUCCCGCGGCGCUGUUAGCUAACAACCUAAUUCUAUCUCCUAAAACUCCAACACAAGACAAUUCUAUUCAUGAGUAUAAUCAUGAUGUAAUUCCAAUUUUUAUGGGACAUCUCCUGGUCCCAUUAAUGACAGCAUUUAUGGUUGUUUCAGUUACUCAAUAUGUGUUAAGAAUAUUUACGACGAAUAAUUUGUUGGUGUUCCUGAUAUCCUUUAUUACUCUGGUGCUUGAUUCGUUUCUGGGGCCGAUUCAGGCUUCGGUAUUGUCUGUAAACAUAUUACAAGUGGUAUUGGCUUCUUCUGUAUCUCUGCGAUACUAUUUUGUAUUCCCAGUGCUGAGCUUGUGUUUGAACUAUGUCGAUGGGACUUCUUAUUAUGCCACAGUUGGAUCUUAUGUUAGUAUUAUUGCAUUUUUGGUUAUAUGCAUGAAAUACAAAAGAAAUUCGAUGUCUUAUCUUUCCCAAGUCACGAUUCAUAAGUAUUGCUUCCCAAUUGGCAUAUUGGUGUCACUUACUGUUACUAAUGUUUGGGCUCUAUACGUCAAUACUGUGAAAAUCAGUCAUGCAAUGGUGUUGGUUUUUUUGGGCUGCAUAUUAGUCGCAUUACUUACCUAUCAGGAUAUGACGCAAGAUUUAUUGUGCGCAGACAAGGAUCAGGCUACGAUGGGAGCGGUUUGGAAGAGUCCAUAUGCACCGGCUGCUGUUGGUACCCUGGCAGUAAUACUUCAAUAUUUGUCUUUCAAUAAUGUUUCAGCGACUUUCGAAGGUGAUUUGGUUAUCUUUGCUUUUAUUCUAGCGAGUGGUAUUCUGCCCAAGACGAUUGACCUUAGCAAUAGGCAUCCUCUAAAGGGCGAGGACUUACUUGAUAAACACUGUGAUUUCCAAGAUGUAAGAUCUAAUUUGAACGUUAGGGAUUCUCACCGCGGGAAGUUAAUGGCGACUAGAUCGCUGUUUAAGCAAUUAGCGAUGAAUAAGGAGAAUAGUGCAAUUUUUUCAUUCUUAUUGUUGAACUUUGCCUUUAUGUUGGUUCAAUUACUCUACUCCUUUCGUUCCAAAUCUCUGGGCUUAUUGUCAGAUUCUUUGCACAUGGCGUUAGACUGUACGUCGCUUUUUCUUGGUCUCGUUGCCGGAGUUUUAUCAAAGAAUCCGCCAACUGACAGGUUCCCUUUUGCACUGACAUAUCUUGAAACGCUCGCAGGUUUCACGAACGGUGUUCUACUUAUCGGUAUUGUAUCUGGGAUAUUUGUUGAAGCUGUAGGUAGGAUUCUGCACCCGGUCACCCUCCAUGGAACCAACGAAUUAAUUGUUGUUUCAACCCUAGGUCUACUGGUUAAUCUGAUAGGUUUGUUUGCGUUUGACCAUGCAGGUCACGGACAUGGGCAUGACAACGAAAACUUGAAAGGUAUAUUUCUACAUAUCCUUGCCGACACGCUUGGCUCUGUUGGUGUAAUUGUGUCCAGUCUGUUAAUUAAGGCUUUUGGUUCACAAAUCUUUGAUCCAUUGGCUUCGAUUUUCAUUGCCUCUCUAAUUUUGCUGAGUUCUAUUCCAUUGAUAAAAUCCACAGCAUAUGGCAUUCUGUUGAAGCUCAAUGACAAAAACCAUGCUACUGUGAAAAAGGCUCUUAAUCAAAUAGUGUCUACGCCAGGAAUUACUGGAUAUACGAUACCAAGAUUCUGGCCCACCAGUCUCGCUCAUAUAGGCGGCCAUGGGCAUGCCCAUGGCCAUUCACAUGGCCAUUCACAUGAUCAUUCACAUGAUCAUUCCCACGAACAUUCCAAUGAGCAUUCCAACGAGCAUUCUCAUAAACAUUCCCAUAAACAUUCCCAUAAACAUUCGCAUGAGCACAAUAACAAUGAAGAAAAAUUACAUAAUGCAAGUAAAAAACGAUUAAUCGGAUAUAUCCAUAUCCAAUAUGCGGAAGGCGAAAACUCCACCAUUAUCAAGAAGCGUGUUGAAAGGAUUUUUGAAAAGCUUGAGAUUCAAGCUUGGAUCCAAGUAGAGGCUAACGAUUCGAACUGUUGGUGCCGCGCAACAUCUAUGAACCAUAGAGCGGCCUUCAUGUAA